This is a messenger RNA of Monosiga brevicollis MX1, 1820 nucleotides long. RefSeq lists its product as uncharacterized. The record is from RefSeq and is a predicted model, not a curated record. The coding region runs from base 209 to 1801 and encodes 530 amino acids. Gene Ontology annotation, molecular function: ATP hydrolysis activity; ATP binding; ATP-dependent protein folding chaperone. The transcript is spliced from 7 exons. Gene Ontology annotation, cellular component: chaperonin-containing T-complex; cytosol. Gene Ontology annotation, biological process: protein folding. NCBI's taxonomy places the organism in Eukaryota, Choanoflagellata, Craspedida, Salpingoecidae.
GGAAACGGCAGUGGGUCGCCGCCGAGUUGAUUGGACUGCUGGACCGCGCGACGUUCCGAACGACGACUUGUUGAAAGCUCCUUGCCGCCUGUUUGUGUCUUGGUUUGGCCGAGACGUGCCCGUCUUUGUUUCGGGUCUUUCUGGGCUUUGAGGCAUACAGAGACUCGAUCCGUAGCAGCAGCAGCAGAAGAAGAAACAACUGGCCAUCAUGUCGCUCGCUCCCGUUCAGGUUAUGACGGCUGGUGCCGAGGAAGAACGCGCCGAGACCGCUCGCCUGUCUUCCUUCGUGGGUGCCAUUGCCAUUGGUGAUCUCGUCAAGUCUACUCUCGGCCCCAAGGGCAUGGACAAGAUUCUUGUUUCGUAUUCACAGUCAAACGAGGUGCACGUCACCAACGAUGGUGCUACCAUCCUCAAGAGCAUUGGCAUUGACAACCCAGCUGCCAAGGUCCUGGUUGAGAUUUCAAAGGUUCAGGAUGCCGAGGUCGGCGAUGGCACCACCAGCGUCACCGUGUUGGCGGCCGAGCUGCUCAAGGAGGCGGAAAAGCUGAUUGCAGCCAAGAUGCACCCGCAGACCAUCAUCUCCGGCUGGCGCAAAGCCGUGGCCAUUGCCCGCCAGGCCCUCGAGGGCGCGGCACUGAACAAUGGUGCCGACCCGGAAAAGUUCCGUACCGACCUCAUCAACAUUGCCCGCACCACCCUCAGCAGCAAGAUUCUGACCAACGCCAAACAGUACUUUAGCGAGAUGGCCGUCGAUGCCGUUCUUCGUCUCAACAAGUCGGGCAAUCUUGAGGCCAUUCAGAUUAUCAAGAAGCUCGGUGGUCAGCUGUCCGACUCGUACCUUGAUGAAGGCUUCAUUCUCGAUCGCACCUUUGGUGUGAACCAGCCCAAGCGCAUCGAGAAUGCCAAGAUCCUCAUUGCCAACACCUCGCUUGACACGGACAAGAUCAAGAUCUACGGUGCCCGCGUGCGCGUCGACUCAACUGCUAAGGUUGCCGAGAUUGAAGCUGCUGAGCAGAAGAAGAUGAAGGACAAGGUUGACCGCAUCCUCGCUCACGACAUGAACGUUUUCAUCAACCGUCAGCUCAUCUACAACUACCCCGAGCAGUUGUUUGCCAAGGCUGGCAUCUCCUCGAUCGAGCGGGCCGACUUUGAGGGCGUUGAGCGUCUGGCGCUCGUGCUUGGCGGUGAGAUUGUGUCUACCUUUGACACUCCGGACAAGGUCAAGAUUGGUCACUGCGAUCUCGUCGAGGAGGUUAUGAUUGGCGAGGACAAGCUCCUGCGCUUCAGCGGCGUGGCUUUGGGUGAGGCCUGCACCGUCGUCCUGCGCGGUGCGACCCAACAGAUCCUGGAUGAGGCUGAGCGCUCGCUGCACGAUGCGCUCUGCGUGCUUACUUCCACCGUGCGCGAGACGCGCGUGGUCUUUGGCGGCGGCUGCUCGGAAAUGCUGAUGGCGGCUGCCAUUCAGAAGGAGGCCAUCAAGACUCCCGGCAAGGAGGCCAUUGCCAUGGAGGCGUUUGCCUCGGCCCUGCGCCAGCUGCCCACCAUUAUUGCCGACAAUGCCGGUUUCGAUUCGUCAGCUCUUGUGGCUGAGCUUCGCGCCCAGCACAUGGAGGGCCACACAACCAUGGGUCUGGACAUGGAGAACGCCGUUGUUGCCGAUGUCAAGGAUAUCGGCAUCACGGAGAGCUUCCAGGUCAAGCAACAGGUCUUGGUCUCGGCUGCCGAGGCUGCCGAAAUGAUUCUGCGUGUUGACGACAUUCUAAAAUCAGCACCCCGUCAACGUGCCCCUGGUCACCACUAAUCGAACACUCGCUUGUCUG